Molecule: messenger RNA, 854 nt
Organism: Impatiens glandulifera
Lineage: Eukaryota; Viridiplantae; Streptophyta; Magnoliopsida; Ericales; Balsaminaceae
Product: enoyl-CoA delta isomerase 2, peroxisomal-like
Exons: 1
Coding region: 40-768 (242 amino acids)
Biological process (GO): fatty acid beta-oxidation
Cellular component (GO): peroxisome
Molecular function (GO): delta(3)-delta(2)-enoyl-CoA isomerase activity; enoyl-CoA hydratase activity
Source: RefSeq, a predicted model, not a curated record
AGAGAGAGAGAGAAAGGCCGGCCGGAUAAACAAACCAUCAUGUGCACUCUAGAGAAGCGUGGCAACAUCUUCUUCCUCACUCUCACCGGCGACGACGACGAACAUGUCUUAAACCCUAAUCUUAUUGGCGCAAUUCGAUCUUCUCUUUCCCAUGUCCGACAACAAGCAACCGCCGGCUGCGUUCUUGUAACCACUGCUGCCCAAGGCAAAUUCUUCUGCAAUGGAUUCGACUUCAAUUGGGCCAAAGAAGCUGGCGAAUCAUCGGCUAAGAUAAAACGUCUCAGAUACAUGGUGGAGGUUUUCAAACCUCUAAUCGCCGAUCUGAUAUCCCUUCCGAUGCCAACGAUCGCGGCAGUAACAGGGCACGCUGCCGCUGCAGGCAUGAUUCUGGCGAUGAGUCACGACUACGUGAUGAUGGGAAGUUAUCGAGGCGUAAUGUAUAUGAGCGAGCUGGAUAUAGCAAUAACAUACCCGGAUUUCUUCACGGCGGUGAUUCGAUCCAAGGCACGGUCACCGAUGGUGAUGAGGGAUAUUAUGCUGAAAGGGAUGAAGGUAAGAGCGGAGGAGGGAGUGAAGAUGGGGAUGGUGGAUUCAGCUCAUGAUAGCAGAGAGAAGGUGGUGGAAGCUGCGAUGCGCCUUGGAGAAGAAUUGGGGAAGAGAAGUUGGAAUGGGGAUGUUUAUGCAGAGAUACGGAAGGCAAUGCAUCAGGACCUGUGUGGUAUACUCAGCUUGACUGGCAAGUCCAUUGUAGCUUCCUCCCGUCUAUGAACUGUCAAAUCUAUCUUUUCUUUUCUUUUCUCUAUUGAAUGAAUUGAAAUGAAAUGAAAUACCCAUAUUCUCAAAUUUGGAUGCCA